UUUAUAUGCAUGUGCAUUGAACAAAGUUUUUCACAAAAGGGAAUCAUCUUAAUUCUUAACUACAAGAGAGAGAGAGAGAGAGAGAGAGAGAGAGAGAGAGAGAGAGAGGAAGUGAGUGAGCAUCAUGGAUUCAGAGACGAGUAGAGGUGCUUCUUUGACGGUGAAGUAUUUGCAAAUGGGGAUAUGGUGGUUCUCAGUGAUGAUCUUUGUUGGGUAUUUAAUGGUUUGGAUUGUGAUGCCCACCAACAUCUUCUUUCCACAUUGGUUUCCAGAUAUUCAAGCUAAGGCAGAUUCAAUAUACUUCGGCAGACAAGGGACAACCAUACUCAUUUACACGUUUCCAAUUUUAUUAAUAGCCACUUUAGCUAGUCUAUAUUUCCACUUGGAGCAAAAACGUUCUAAUCACAAUACCGAAAGCAAGGUGGGAUUCUUAGGAUUUGCAUCAUGGAAAAGACCAUUGCUUGGAACUGGUCCUCUUGGGAUAAUCACUAUGACAGAGCUCUCUUUCAUUAUCAUGUUUGUUUUACUAUUAAUUUGGUCCUUGUGCUUCUACAUACAUGGCAUGUUUGCAAGCGUGGCACUAGAUGCAGCUAAGGAAAGAUUUCAUGAGUGGGAAGUCAAGCUGGAAUAUUCAGCCCUCGCUUUAGGCAUUGUUGGGUAUAUUUGCUUAGCCUUAUUGUUCUUUCCGGUCACGAGAGGGUCUUCAAUUUUGCGGUUCAUUGGCUUAACUUCAGAGGGAAGCAUCAAGUAUCAUAUCUGGCUAGGACACAUUGCAAUGACCCUCUUCACAGCCCAUGGUCUAGGUUAUAUUAUUUUUUGGGGAAAGACACAUCAAAUCUUGGAGAUAUUCAAAUGGAACAAAAUUGGCGUCUCAAAUGUGGCUGGAGCUGUUUCUCUGCUAGCUGGAUUAAUCCUGUGGGCUGCUACCUUACCUUCCAUAAGGCGAAAAGCUUUUGAGCUUUUCUUCUACACUCAUUACCUCUACAUUGUCUUUGUAAUCUUCUUUGUGUUUCAUGUGGGAUUUUCCAACUCUUGCAUAGUACUUCCAGGAUUUUACCUAUUCAUGAUCGACCGGUACCUGAGAUUCCUACAAUCUCAGCAGAAAGUUCGCUUAGUUUCGGCACGUGUUUUGCCUUGUGAAACUGUUGAACUGAACUUCGCCAAGAACAUAGGACUGUGCUAUGCUCCUACAAGUACCAUUUUCAUAAAUGUUCCUAGUAUUUCCAAGUUGCAGUGGCACCCUUUUACAAUCAGCUCUUGCAGUGAUACUGAUUCUGAUACUUUAAGCAUUGUCAUCAAAAGUUCAGGAACAUGGUCCAAUACUUUGUACCAGAAACUAUCAUCUUCAAUUCCAAUAUCCCACCUUGAUGUUUCAGUUGAAGGGCCCUAUGGACCAGCUUCAACCUUUUACUCAAGGCAUGAGCUGCUAGUGCUGGUGAGCGGAGGAAGUGGCAUUACUCCUUUCAUUUCCAUAAUCCGUUCACUAAUUUUUAAGGCCAACACUGAAGGCAGCAAAACUCCUAGAGUUCUUCUAGUAUGUGCCUUCAAAAAGUCUAUUGAUCUCACCACGAUAGACCUCAUCCUCCCAGUUUCAGCCACUUGCACCGCCUUCGAUAUCUCACGCUUGCAGCUUCAGAUUGAAGCCUAUGUAACCAGAGAGAAACAGCCAGAUAUGAAUGACAAAAAGCUAAUUCAAACAUUAUGGUUCAAGCCAAAUGCAUUGGAUGAACCAGUUUCUGCAGUUUUAGGACAAAACAGUUGGCUCUAUCUUAGCAUUAUCAUCUCAUCCUCCUUUAUGUUAUUCCUUCUACUUAUUGCCAUCCUAACUAGAUAUUACAUAUAUCCAAUUGACCAUAAUACUGACAUGAUAUACCCUUAUUUCUCAAGGUCCAGUCUAAGCAUGUUAUUCAUAUGCAUAUCUAUAGCCUUUGUAGCAACAUCUGCUUUCCUAUGGAACAAGAAACAGAACAAGGAUUUGGGGCAGAUUAAAAACAUUUACACAUCCAAUUCAUCAACUUCUCCGGGUUCAGGAUACUACAAUGCUGACAGAGAAUUAGGGAGUCUUCCCCUCCAAUCCCUCGUCCAAACAGCUAAAGUACAUUAUGGAGAAAGACCUAACAUAAAAAAAAUUCUCUCUGGCUGUAAUGGAUCAAGCAUUGGAGUUCUUGUUAGUGGCCCAAGAAAAAUGAGACAUGAAGUAGCAUCAUUAUGUACUUCUUGUUCAACAGAUGACCUACAUUUUGAGUCCCUUAGCUUCAGCUGGUGAGCUAUAAAUGCUGUUGUGUUAGUUUUGUUACAAGUGGCCUCUUAAUCCAGGGGAGACAGUCAGGAUCUUUAGUUUCAUUCAAUCUUGUAAUACAGUUAACAAAAGUGGCUAUUCUGUUUGUAAAUCUUGUGUAAAAUGGAUCACUUUGCUAUGCAUACUGUGAUUAGUUAGGUGAAUUUGUAAUUUGAUGGCGUAGGAAUAGUAUGAACUCAAUUAUCAAUUAUCUUA
Messenger RNA from Glycine soja, 2494 nucleotides. Its product is annotated as ferric reduction oxidase 2-like. Gene Ontology annotation, molecular function: oxidoreductase activity. The record is from RefSeq and is a predicted model, not a curated record. NCBI's taxonomy places the organism in Eukaryota, Viridiplantae, Streptophyta, Magnoliopsida, Fabales, Fabaceae. The coding region runs from base 125 to 2266 and encodes 713 amino acids. Gene Ontology annotation, cellular component: plasma membrane. The transcript has 8 exons.